GUGAAAUGUGAGGCCGGUCGGCUCCUCUGAGCGCUGGUUUCCUGUAAGUAGAGAGGAAGUGAGUUUAGCUGAGCCUCCGUUUAGUGUGAGAGAGCAGGAGGAGAGUGAGAGCUGUGCUGAGGCAGGACUAACUCCACCCUGACAUCAAGAAGAUGGAGGAAGAGGAUGGAGCAGGAUCUGCAGCAUCCAGCUGUGUGUCUGUGAGGAGUGACCGGUCCAAAGAUAAACCUCCAGGGUUCAGUAAUGAACCUGCAGCAACAAUAGUGGAGCAGGAGAGAGCAGAGGUUUCCACUGGUCAGUCUGCACAGCAACAUCAAACACACCUGGACUCUGUGGUUAUGCGGCUGGAGGACAACAUCACCAUGUUUGUGAAGAACGAGCUGAAGAAGAUCCAGAAGCUUCUGAGUCCAGAUCACCCAGAAACUUUAAAGAGCCAGAUGGAGGAUGAGGAGAUGUUUGGAGGUGAGGAUGAAGAUGAAAGAAAGAGCUGCAGAGAAGCAUUUCUGAAGAUCACACUCCACUUCUUGAGGAGACUUAAGCAGCAUGAGAUGGCUGACCAUCUGCAGAGCAAAAUAUUUGCUUCACUCUGUAAACGUGAACUUAAAGCCCAACUGAAGAAGAAGUUCCAGUGUGUGUUUGAGGGCAUCGCUAAAGCAGGAAGCCCAACCCUUCUGAAUCAGAUCUACACAGAGCUCCACAUCACAGAGGGAGGGACUGCAGAGGUCAAUGAUGAACAUGAGGUCAGACAGAUUGAAACAGCAUCCAGGAAACCAGACAGAGCAGAAACAACCAUCAGACAAGAAGACAUCUUUAAAGGCUCACCUGGAAGAGACGAACCAAUCAGAACAGUGCUGACAAAGGGAGUGGCUGGCAUUGGGAAAACAGUCUUAACACAGAAAUACAGCCUGGACUGGGCUGAAGACAAAGCCAACCAGGACAUCCAGUUCAUAUUUCCAUUCACUUUCAGAGAGCUGAAUGUGCUGAAAGAGGAAAAGUUCAGCUUGGUGGAACUUGUUCAUCACUUCUUUAAUCAAACUAACCAAUCAGGAAUCUGCAGGCUUGAAGACUUCCAGGUUGUGUUCAUACUUGAUGGUCUGGAUGAGUGUCGACUUAAUUUGGACUUCAACAAAACUAAAAUCCUGACUGAAACAAGAAAGUCCACCUCAUUGGAUGAGCUGCUGACAAACCUCAUCAGAGGAAACCUGCUCCCUUCUGCUCGCCUUUGGAUAACAACACGACCUGCAGCAGCCAAUCAGAUCCCUCCUCAGUGUGUCGACAUGGUGACAGAGGUCAGAGGGUUCACUGACCCACAGAAGGAGGAGUACUUCAGGAAGAGAUUCAGAGAUGAGGAGCAGGCCAGCAGGAUCAUCUCCCACAUCAAGAAAGCUCGAAGCCUCCACAUCAUGUGUCACAUCCCAGUCUUCUGCUGGAUCACUGCUACAGUUCUGGAGGAUGUGCUGGAAACCAGAGAGGGAGGACAGCUGCCCAAGACCCUGACUGAGAUGUACAUCCACUUCCUGGUGGUUCAGGCCAAAGUCAAGAGGAUCAAAUAUGAUGGAGGAGCUGAGACAGAUCCACACUGGAGUCCAGAGAGCAGGAAGAUGAUUGAGUCACUGGGAAAACUGGCUUUUGAUCAGCUGCAGAAAGGAAACCUGAUCUUCUAUGAACCAGACCUGACAGAGUGUGGCAUCGAUAUCAGAGCAGCCUCAGUGUACUCAGGAGUGUUCACACAGAUCUUUAAAGAGGAGAAACAACUGUACCAGAACAAGGUGUUCUGCUUUGUUCAUCUCAGUGUUCAGGAGUUUCUGGCUGCUCUUCAUGUCCACCUGACCUUCAUCAACUCUGGACUCAAUCUGCUGGAAGAACAACAAACAACGUCCAUGUGGCCUAAAUUAUUUGAUAAACCAAAACUCCAAUCUCUCCACCAGUGUGCUGUGGACAAGGCCUUACAGAGCCCCAAUGGACACCUGGACUUGUUCCUUCGUUUUCUCUUGGGUCUGAAGACUAAUCAAACUCGUUUGCAAGGCCUGAUGACACAGACAGGAAGUAGCGCACAGACCAAUCAAGAAGCAGUUCAGUACAUCAAGAAGAAGCUCAGUGAGAAUCUGUCUGCAGAGAAAAGCAUCAAUCUGUUCCACUGUCUGAAUGAACUGAAUGAUCGUUCUCUACUGGAGGAGAUCCAACAGUCCCUGAGAUCAGGACGCCCCGACGGCGUGUCCGUGUACGUGCCGUCGAGUGAACGAUCUGUUAACUCAAAAUACACGACGACGUAG
Messenger RNA from Oreochromis aureus, 2273 nucleotides. Its product is annotated as protein NLRC3-like. Bases 153 to 2273 code for a protein of 706 amino acids. The transcript has 6 exons. The record is from RefSeq and is a predicted model, not a curated record. NCBI's taxonomy places the organism in Eukaryota, Metazoa, Chordata, Actinopteri, Cichliformes, Cichlidae.